Neogale vison (American mink) is the source of this 864-nucleotide messenger RNA. RefSeq names its product protein BEX1. Gene Ontology annotation, biological process: signal transduction. Gene Ontology annotation, molecular function: signaling receptor binding. The record is from RefSeq and is a predicted model, not a curated record. The transcript is spliced from 3 exons. Lineage: Eukaryota; Metazoa; Chordata; Mammalia; Carnivora; Mustelidae. Gene Ontology annotation, cellular component: cytoplasm; nucleus. The coding region runs from base 235 to 621 and encodes 128 amino acids.
CCUCACGUGAGCCGCCAACGCUGAGUCGCGCGCCUCGCUGUAGCGUCAGAGCCGGCCUUCGCUCGCUCACUUUUCGGUGUCUACACCUGGUGGCCGUGCGGGCGCGCGGGCCAGAAGCGUUCCCGAAGAGUCAGACGCGGAGGGGAAGCAGGUGUGCAAGUCUAAGUGUCGCCGCGGCGCACUCUCGGCGAGAAUCGGGAGGAGGAGGAGACUGCAAGGAUAGGCCCAGGAGCAAUGGCGUCCAAAGAGGAACAAGCAGUAAAAAAUCUCAACGUGGAGAAUGCCAAACAGGAAAAUGAAAAAAAGGAUGAAAAGGAGCAGGUUGCUAAUAAAGGAGAGCCUUUGGCCCUCCCUUUGGAAGCUGGUGAAUAUUGUAUGCCUAGAGUAAAUCGUAGGCGGUUCCGUGUUAGGCAGCCCAUCCAGCAGUAUAGAUGGGACAUGAUUCAGAGGCUUGGAGAACCACAGGGAAGAAUGAGAGAGGAGAAUAUGGAAAGGAUUGGGGAAGAGAUGAGACAGCUGAUGGAAAAGCUGAGGGAAAAGCAGUUCAGUCAUAGUCUGCGCGCAGUUAGCACCGACCCUCCUCACCAUGACCAUCAUGAUGAGUUUUGCCUUAUGCCUUGAAUCCUCAUGUUUUUCCUGAAGUUAAUAGGAAGACACACCUUCCUAAAGUUAAUGUUCUCAGUGUACCUUUGUUGUCAACCUUUUGGUGUUACAUGUUUCUUGUGGGUCUCCUAUGACCAACUUCUAACUGAAUGUUGUAUUUUGACCCAAAAUGUAAGAUUCUGUCAGCAAGGGAGUUUUACCCUAUUGCAUGGCAAGAUGUUCAGUAUAUAUUGUGAAGUUAAUAAAGCAGCUUAAAAGACA